Molecule: messenger RNA, 527 nt
Organism: Paramecium pentaurelia
Lineage: Eukaryota; Ciliophora; Oligohymenophorea; Peniculida; Parameciidae
Source: the annotation of a GenBank genome assembly
AUGACAUAAAAAAAGUGUAUAGGCUAAAAAUAUGAAUACUAUCUAAAAGAUAAACUAGGAUCUGGAAGCUUUGCAGAAGUUGUAAUGGGAAAAAAUAUAUUAACAAAUGAAGUAGUUGCAAUUAAAGUAAUCUAAAAAUCUGUUUUGUCUAAAUAUGGGUAGUCUUUCUUAAUUAAUAUUUUAGUGAAGGCAUCAUUAAUUAAAUACAAUUAGAAGUUAAAAUACUCCAUAAAUUAGCUAAUCUCACAAAAUAAACAAUUUGUCCUUUUAUUAAUCGAAUAUACGAAUUUAUAGAAACUGCUAAUUACUUUUAUAUUAUUUUGGAGUUCUGCAAUUAAGGAACCUUAUUUGAUAUGAUAUAGAAAUAAAAAAAGAUUGAAGAAAGAGAAGCUAUUUUUAUAUUAUUUCAAUUACUUUAAGCUUUUACCUUACUUGCUGAUAAUAAUAUAGCACAUAGAGAUAUUAAACCUGAAAAUGUGUUUAUUAAAGAUGGAGUUUAUAUGGGCUUUGGGACUUCUUACUCAUGA